ACACCAAACACUUCUAUCUCUCUUUAAUUAAUUCUCUCUAGCCAUGACAAAGGACGUUGAAGUGGCGGAGCACCACGGCGGAGGCAGCGAGUACGCCGCUAAGGACUACCAUGACCCACCUCCAGCACCCUUGAUCGACGGCGAAGAGCUCACCAAAUGGUCUUUCUACAGAGCUGUCAUCGCUGAAUUCAUUGCCACCCUCCUUUUCCUUUAUAUUACCGUCUUGACAGUGAUCGGAUACAAGAGCCAGACUGAUCCCACCUUAGACACCGAUCAGUGCGGCGGCGUUGGCAUCCUCGGCAUCGCCUGGGCCUUCGGUGGCAUGAUCUUCGUUCUCGUUUACUGCACCGCCGGUAUCUCUGGAGGACAUAUCAAUCCUGCGGUAACAUUUGGGCUGUUUUUGGCCCGAAAGGUGUCGUUGAUUAGGGCAGUCGCGUACAUGAUCGCGCAGUGUGCGGGUGCAAUAUGUGGUGUUGGUUUGGUGAAAGCUUUCCAGAGUUCCUACUACAAUAGGUACGGAGGUGGGGCGAACGAAUUGGCCCCCGGUUACAAUAAGGGCACCGGACUAGGUGCGGAAAUCAUCGGCACCUUUGUUCUUGUAUACACCGUGUUUUCGGCUACCGAUCCUAAGAGAAGCGCACGAGACUCUCAUGUUCCCGUAUUGGCACCACUACCCAUAGGGUUUGCAGUGUUCAUGGUACAUUUGGCCACCAUCCCCAUCACCGGUACCGGAAUCAACCCCGCCAGAAGCUUCGGCGCCGCCGUCAUUUACAACAACGAAAAAGCCUGGGAUGAUCAAUGGAUCUUUUGGGUCGGACCGUUUCUAGGAGCGGCAGCGGCGGCGUUCUACCACCAGUUUGUACUGAGGGCAGCAGCCAUUAAAGCACUCGGUUCUUUCAGAAGCAAUGCGUAAUUAAUUAAAACAAGAAUAAAACUGGACGAAUGGCGGUAAUUAUUGUAUGCAUUCGAGUGUGGUUUUCCAGUUGAUGAGGAGAAUUGUUGAAGUUAAAAUGGAUGGAUAUGUGAGUGUGGAAGUCUGCAAUUGUAGAUAAUAAUUUAAUUUCCCUUUCAGAAAUGUAAUUUCUUUCCUUUUUUUAUUAAAUUAAUGUGAAUCUUGAGUCUUGUUAUAAGUUGUCAUGUUUUAUUUUAAACCAGGAGGAUUCUUGGACAA
Cynara cardunculus var. scolymus (artichoke) is the source of this 1171-nucleotide messenger RNA. RefSeq names its product probable aquaporin PIP2-2. The record is from RefSeq and is a predicted model, not a curated record. Gene Ontology annotation, molecular function: water channel activity. The transcript has 4 exons. Gene Ontology annotation, biological process: transmembrane transport. NCBI's taxonomy places the organism in Eukaryota, Viridiplantae, Streptophyta, Magnoliopsida, Asterales, Asteraceae. Gene Ontology annotation, cellular component: plasma membrane. The coding region runs from base 44 to 913 and encodes 289 amino acids.